Molecule: messenger RNA, 704 nt
Organism: Tricharina praecox
Lineage: Eukaryota; Fungi; Ascomycota; Pezizomycetes; Pezizales; Pyronemataceae
Product: bola-like protein
Exons: 2
Coding region: 107-553 (148 amino acids)
Source: RefSeq, a predicted model, not a curated record
CCCACACGCAAUCACCCCACCCCACAGGCCACAGGUCACAGCGCACCCUACCACUCGUACCACUCGUACCACCCGACCGCACGCCCACCCGAGCCCAAGACCGCCCAUGCUUCUCCCCCGACUCCCCCGACUCCUCUUCCGCCGCACACUCGCGACCGCAACGAUGUCGACCACGCCGCUCGAAGACGCGAUCCGCAGCAAGCUCACGGCCUCCCUGGCGCCGCGCACGUUAGAGAUCUGGAACGACUCGCACAAGCACGCGCACCACAGCGCGAUGCGGGGGGUGGCGGAUAAGAAGGAGACGCAUUUCCGGGUCGUCGUCUCCUCCGCACAGUUCAAGGGACAGCCGCAGAUCGCCCGGCAUAGGGCUGUUAACGCGCUGCUGAAGGAGGAGCUCGAGAGGGAGGGCGGGAUUCAUGCGCUACAGAUGAGGACGCUUACACUCGAGGAGGAGGAUCGGUUGCUCGAGAAGGCGAGGGAGAUGGAAAAGGCCGAGGCCGAGGCCGAGGGGAAUUGUGCGGGUGCUUGUGCCAAGGGUGGGGAGAAGGCGUAAAUAACGGAUUGCUACAUGGGUCUCUACAAGCGGAAUUGGAGGGAAGCGGGGUGCAUGGUUGAGUGUUUGAUAUUGCAGCGAUUCAUCAUGAUGAUUAGAUGCACAGGUAGCGCUUCACGAUAUUGAUUGAUGAUUCAAUGGGAUGCACUGA